GCCCAGGGGGACAGGGUUUGUCAGGCCUUGGGCGGGGUGGCAGGGCAGGUGACAGGGUUUGGUAGUGGUGACAGGCUCGCUGACGGUGUUUGGCAGAGGUGACAGUUCGGGAGGAGUUACAGGGCAGGUGGCAGGGCUUGACUUUAGUAACGGGGUUUGGCAGGGAGAUAACAGGACGAUCCCUGAAAGAUCUGGGUGUGGAGGGAUGACUGGGGAUUCCUGACCCCAGUGAAUCCACUAAUGGUGUUUUGCUCUUGACUUUUUUCAUUAUAUCAAAUUCCUUUGUGUUCAGGAGGGACUUAGAGACAGCAUAGGAACGAAAUAUUAAGCUGGACAGGUAAAGGAAAAAUGGCUAUCAAACAAUAGUUAAAAAAUUUAUUCUUAUUUUAAAGCACUGAAGAUACGACUAUAGUUGUCCUGGUGUAGCCAGUAAGUGUUUUAUAGUUUCCUAUAAAGCAGAAUUAGCAGUGAAAACAUUUAUAAUUCAAAUGAUUAAUUGGUUAAACUGCAGAUGAGUAAUGUAGUCUGAGAAUAUCAACCAGCUUUUUGAAAACAGUGCGACUAAUCUUAAUAAGAUUUUUUCUCAAGCUAAAUUUAAAAUUCUGUGUCAAGAGACAGUUAAAUGUAACUGGAAGAUUUGGCAUAGCUCCCGCUGAUUUCCAGGUGUUGGAGUAUUUUCUGCAAAUUUGAACUAAGUAUUCCGUUGAGAUUUGCAAGUCCCUAUUCAAGCAUGGCUGCAUUAGCCACUAAGUAUCUUCAAGAUUAAAAAAAAAUCUUAAAUUUGUAUUUAAGUUUUUAGAUACAGCUGGGUUUACAUACUAUGGGUAUGUGGUGGCAAUCUGCCUCCUUCAGGAUGAAUUACCAGAAAAGUUAAUUUACUCAGUGGCCAAAAUGUAGGUAUCAUGUGAUAAAUAUGUAUUUAGCAUGUAGCUGAAGUGUGUGCUCUUGGAUGACAAAGGACCGCUUGACCGUUCACAUGACUCAGUAGGCAUCCAUCACGGAAGAGGGCACAGUCACAUGAUAGGUGCAUACAUAGCUCCCCGAAAGGCUCAGAAAGUUCAUCCUAGCCAAAGGUAGGGUGCUGGUUUGCACUGAGCUGCUGGUUCAUUUGGCAUCUCAUUAGGGAAGGUGUCAAUUCUCAAGGCUAGCCAACUGAUGUAUUGCGCAACGGACAGUGGAGGUAGAAAAUGCAAUAGCAAUCUUAUGUCCUUUCAGAUGCCAAGGACCCCAGCUAUUGCAGCAUGAGACAAGCCCUCUCACAUUGGUGCCUUCAGUGUUUGACAAGGAACCUUUCCAGAUAUGCUGCAGAUAUUAAGUCAAUGCCACCCAACAUAAAGGAUAAACUGAUUAAAUUAAUGAGUAGGCAAGGGCAAAUAACCGAUUCAAAUAUUGGUGAGGUGUUGCACCCUGCUGUAGAGUCUUUAGACCUCCGAGACUGUGAUAUUUCAGAUAAUGCAUUAUUGCAACUUUAUAAGUGCAAGCAACUGAAAAGAAUCAACUUAAAUUCUUGCAAAGAAAACAGAUUGGGAAUCACUUCAGAAGGUGUCAUAGCGUUGGCCUUAUCCUGUCCUUACUUGCGUGAAGCGUCUUUUAAAAGGUGCUGUGAUAUAACUGACAGUGGAGUACUUGCUCUUGCGCUCAACUGCAAGUUCCUACAAAUAGUGAACUUGGGCAGCUGUUCAGGCAUCAUGGAUGCAUCUCUGCAGGCACUAGGAGAAAACUGCAAAUUUCUUCACAGUGUGGACUUUUCAUCUACUCAGGUAACAGAUGAUGGCGUUGUAGCACUAGUGAGUGGAACGUGUUCAAAGAAUUUAAAGGAGAUCCACAUGGAGCGCUGUGUGAAUCUGACUGAUGUUGCUGUGGAAGCGGUCCUUACUUGUUGUCCGAAGAUACACAUUUUUCUGUUCCAUGGAUGUCCAUUGAUAACAGAUCGUUCCCGAGAUGUUUUAGAGCAGCUAGUCAUAUCAAACAAAAUCAAGCAAGUAACAUGGACCGUUUACUGAUUUCUUUAUCGUUUAUGUAUGAGUGUAAAGUUUACAGAUGGAAGAGCUCUUUCAGAAAGCAAGCACCCUGGAGAAAUAGCUGGUGACUUUUGUACCACCAGCUUGCUUCCCUCGUUGUUCCCACCAGAGGUCUCCGUCACCAUUCCAGUCCUGACCUGGGCUUCCCCACUGUGUCUACUCAAAGCCUGUCGUGUCUUUGCAUCGCUGAUCAUACUUAAUUAAGAGGAAAGUUAAACCAUAAUUAAUGUUACGCUGUAAUUGCUCAGCCUCCUUCAAGUAUCCGAUUUGGCUACUAAGCAUCUUUUAGCAUCUGAGCUACAUACACAAACCCAGUUUAAGUAAAUCUGGGCUCUGAGUUUGUAGUCUGAGAGGGUAGUUGCAACUAAAAGUACCAAGACCAAACAUAGUGUUAACACUUAUGAGGAAGUGUCUGUAAAGUUGGGACUUAAAUCUGACAAGUCAACAAGCAGAACUGGUGAACGGAGGUGGCAUUAACGACAAUGUAAAUGCAUUUUAAGUAGUAACAGUCUCCUUUCACCGUGUACUUUUGCUAGGUCUGGAAGAAAAAGUGUAGGUAUCUUUUGAUAUUACUGAUGCUGCAGGUUUCUGAUUUUAUUGACCAUCAAAAACUUGCUGGAUUUUCUUACAUACAAAACUACAGUCUGUGAAUGUGUCAACAUAAACUUGCUUUGAAAUUGUGGUGUCUUAUCAAAUUUCAGAGUAGUAGCGAUGACCAAUAAAAGAAUCAUAUGUAUGGGCAAAUAAUUAUUUGCUCUGGCUUUUGCGUAUGUUUCUUCAUGAAAAUCCUUUUAGAGGGCAAAACACUGGUCCUCGUAAGCAUAGCUCUGAGUGAGUAGGACCAAAUUUCAUGUCUGAAUACAUGAAUCUCAGGAUGGUAGAGUUCAGCAGAUAUGUGUUCCACUGUAUGUGGUUUAUUAUAUUUCCAGUGCUGAAAAUAACUAUUUAUAUAUUGCUCCAUUGUAGUCGUAUUAAAGAACAAAAGUAAUUUACAAGUGUAGAAUGAGUUUAUUACGUGAUGGACCAGUGGUAUCACUACAAUUGUAAGUAUGUUCAUUAGCUUUCUUGAAACAGCAUAACCUAUAGUGAGACUGAUUUCUACAUGCAACUUUUUUAAAUGCUAGCAGUUUAGCAUACAGGCAGGUAGCACGCUAUGUUUAGCUAGGCUGGUCUUACAUGGGUCUGAUGACCUUUAGAAACCCAUGAGUUUAGGCAACUAUAAGGAAUAUGUUUAUAAUUUAACAGUUGUAGCCACACUUAUUUAAGUGUUGCAGAAAUAAACCAGUCUUCUGCUAAUCUAUUUAAAGUUCAGGUCGAAUUGCAGGGAAGAUAAUAGUAUAUAUGUUUCAUCCAGUAAUAAUGAAGGGUAUUACGAUGUCUGAUAAUAAUCUCUGUUCUUCUGUUAUGAUAUGGUUUAUGGAAGAGCAAGCCCAUUUAGAAAACUUGUUCAAGUCUAACUGAAAGCAUAAUUUUCAAACUGCAGUGCCUCAAUCCCUAAGUCUUAUUGCAUGCAGUACCAUGGCUCAGCCCAGUGAUGAAUGUGUUCCUAUGAUAACGACAGGUAUAGCUGCACCAGUACAAACCGUUCCUGCAAACAGGAGAAGCUGAUUUUGCUACAUUAGCAACUAGCAUCUGAAGGCUUUAACUGCAGCAAAUCCUUGGACUAGAUAGAGGACUAAGAACCUAAUCUACCAUGUUUUAUUGGCUUUUUUGGCUAAAGAUCAGUUUAAUGUUUUCCCCUAUGGAAUCCCUAGUAUCAAUCAGGGCCCAUCAUUCCUUUGAAUUCUUGGACAUAUGUGGGCGAUAUGUUUGUUUUGUGUUAUUUUUUCAUAUUGAUCCAAUCUAGCUAAUUAGGCAGCAGCCAUGACACGCUCAGUAGUUGUCGAAUAAGUAAACAUAAGGAUCAGGCUGCCAGCCCUGGUUUCAGGAAGGGUGCCACAAAAAGAGUAGGUAGAAUUGUAAGCUAACUCAAGUGGGGAAGGGGCCUCGGGAGGUUUCUAGUCUAACUUCCUGCCCAAAGCAGAGCCAACUCUGAGCUCAGACCAGCCUCAUCAGGGGCUUGAAAAACAGUCUUGAAAAACAGAAGAUGACAGAGCCUUCACAAGCUUUUGAAGCAACUUCUUCCACUGCUUGACUGUAUUAAUGGUGGAAAAUGUUUUCCUUCUAUCCUGUUUGACCCUAUUGUGUUUCAACUUACACCCUUUCUCACUGGAAGAACCUGGCUGUCAUCCUGACAACCUCCUCAUAGGUAUGGGCAGGCUGCUCAUGGGUCCCUUGAGGACUUCUCUUUUCCAAGCUGAACAAGCCCAGUUCCCUCAGCCUGUUAUUGUAAGACAUGUAACUGUAACAUAGUGCGGUGAUGGUCACCAGACUCUCAUCUCAAGUGCUACACACAGAAAGAAAAUCAUAAAUUAAGGUAAUGUAAAGCAGCUAAAGGUGCAAGACAGUGCUACUGCUAACCUCACUGGCAAAGUGAGAUUUUUCCCCUUGCUAAUGUAACCUUGGAUUUGUCAUGGUGAAGGAAAAUGCAGCUUACACUGUGUCCUUAAACAUGCAUGUCUGUCUUCUCCUAUAGCCUUUUCUAAAUGUGUAACAGUGGUAUAGCUUUACCUUGUGCUUAAAAAUCUGUAUAACACUGUAAUGAAUUAACACUGUAUUUUUAGGUUUGGAAGUUUAAUAUGUCACAUUAAAUCCUUCACCGUCAGA
Messenger RNA from Falco peregrinus (peregrine falcon), 4727 nucleotides. It is a transcript of the gene AMN1, whose product is annotated as antagonist of mitotic exit network 1 homolog. NCBI's taxonomy places the organism in Eukaryota, Metazoa, Chordata, Aves, Falconiformes, Falconidae. Gene Ontology annotation, biological process: SCF-dependent proteasomal ubiquitin-dependent protein catabolic process. Gene Ontology annotation, molecular function: protein binding. The record is from RefSeq and is a predicted model, not a curated record. The coding region runs from base 1242 to 2003 and encodes 253 amino acids. The transcript is spliced from 7 exons. Gene Ontology annotation, cellular component: SCF ubiquitin ligase complex.